CCGUCGUCCUCCCUCUCUCUCUCUCUCCCCCCGCUCUCCCGCUGCCGACACCGACACCGACACCGUCACCGUCAGACAUUAGUAUUGCCAGGAGCAUCUUUACCUUUAAGUAAUCCAUCUCCCAGCGUCGCCAUCGGUCCGCCGGGCCCAACACCGCCACCAUGAACGACGAAGACAAGGUCCACGACAUUUCCAAGAAGAUCGAGCGCGAAAAGGCUCUGAUCAAUGCUGCGCAGGCCAUGCGCCAGCAGACAAACAAUGAGCAGGUCCGCUCCAAGCUCGACACCCAGAUGCGCGAAGGGAGGAGGAAUCUCGAGUUCUUCGAGGAGAAGCUGCGCGAACUGCAGAUGAGGAGACUCGGCCAUGGCGUCGACAACAUGUCGCUCGGUGCCAGCCCAAUGUCCGGCUCCCACCGACAGUCCGUCGACGACUUCGAGGGCCACGGCGCCCCCUCUCCUCCUACCAAGGAUGGCGGACGCGGCCACAGCUCCCACCAGAGUCAGGGCAGCGGUCCUCUGAUGCCCGCCUCUGGCCCUUACCCCGGUGGUCCUCCUGAUUCUACUGUUCCGCGGGCGCGUCCUAAUUAUACGAGGCUCGAUCUAAUCAAGUUCGAUACCCCACAUCUUGGACCUCGCAUCCAGCUGAUGCUGUCCCAAAUUCAGUUCAAGCUUAACGUGGAAGAACAAUACCUAAAGGGCAUUGAGAAGAUGGUACAGCUCUACCAGAUGGAAGGUGAUAAGAAGAGCAAGCUUGACGCUGCCGCCAAGCGUGUCGAAAGUAAACAAAAGAUUGUCCUCUUGAAGCAGGCACUCAAGAGAUAUGAAGAGUUGCACAUCGACAUCGAUGUUGAUGGUCCAGAUGCAUCAACCUGCCAGCCCUUAGGAAACCCCUGAGCGGUACUCUUUCUAUUCGUAUUUUGGCUGUAAAGGAUGUCGACCAUGCGCCCCUUGGUCGUUUCGCGCGCUCCCCCGAAACAUUCAUCGCUGUUAAGGCCGAAGAUAUAGUUGUUGCACG
Neurospora tetraspora is the source of this 1014-nucleotide messenger RNA. Its product is annotated as HR1 rho-binding repeat-containing protein. The record is from RefSeq and is a predicted model, not a curated record. Gene Ontology annotation, biological process: signal transduction; fungal-type cell wall biogenesis. The transcript is spliced from 3 exons. Gene Ontology annotation, molecular function: diacylglycerol-dependent serine/threonine kinase activity. The coding region runs from base 162 to 893 and encodes 243 amino acids. NCBI's taxonomy places the organism in Eukaryota, Fungi, Ascomycota, Sordariomycetes, Sordariales, Sordariaceae.